AUGUCUCUCCGAUUUUCUAGCAGAUCCAGGCAUAUUUGCUUACGAUCUGGAACUGGACCUCAGACCACCCAGUGGAGUGCAGGCUUUGCAGGCAGCAAUGCAUGUGGGAGCUCUGCUGCUGGAAGUGGUUUCUCCUGUGCCUUGGGAGGGGGCUUGGGCAGUGCUCCUGGUGGGAGUCAUGCUGGUGGUGCCCUUGGAAAUGCUGCUCGUGUUGGCUUUGCUGGAAAUCAAGGGGGACUCCUCUCUGGGCAUGAAAAAGUGACCAUGCAGAAUCUUAACGACCGCCUGGCAUCCUACCUGAAUAAUGUGCAAGCUCUAGAGGAGGCAAAUGCUGAACUAGAGAGAAAAAUCAAGGGUUGGUAUGAAAAAUAUGGUCCUGGAUCUUGCCGCCGACUUGAUCAUGACUGUAGCAGAUACCUCCUAACCAUUGAGGAUCUUAAGAAUAAGAUUAUCUCUUCCUCUACGGCUAAUGCUAAUGUCGUCCUGCAGAUCGAUAACGCCAGAGUGGCUGCUGCUGAUUUCCGGCUAAAGUAUGAGAACGAGCUCACCCUUCACCAAAGUGUCGAUGCCAACAUCAAUGGGCUCCGGCGAGGCCUGGAUGAGCCGACGCUCUGCAGGACCAACCAGGAGCUGCAGUAUGAAUCCCUGAGUGAGGAGAUGACGUAUCUCAAGAAGAACCAUGAGGAGGAAAUGAAGGUUAUGCAGUGCGCCGCUGGAGGCAACGUGAACGUGGAGAUGAACGCGGCCCCAGUGGACCUCAUGGUCCUGCUGAACAACAUGAGAGCUGAGUAUGAAGACCUUGCAGAACAGAACCGCAGGGAUGCCGAGGCCUGGUUCAACGAAAAGAGUGCCACUCUGCAGCAGCGGAUCUCGGAUGAUGCUGACGCAGCCACCUCUGCCAGGAAUGAGCUGACAGAAAUGAAGCGCAGGCUGCAGACCCUAGAGAUCGAGCUGCAGUCGCUCUUGGCAACGAAACACUCCCUGGAGUGCUCCUUGACAGAGACGGAAGGCAACCACUGUGUGCAGCUCGCUCAGAUCCAGGCUCAGAUCGGGACCCUGGAAGAGCAGCUGGAUCGGGUCAGAACCGGGACCGAGGGCCAGAAACUCGAGUAUGAGCAGCUCCUCGACAUCAAGGUCCAUCUGGAGAAGGAGAUCGAGACCUAUUGCCGCCUAAUAGAUGGAGAUGGAAAUUCAUGUUCCAAAUCAAAGAGCUUUGGAUUAGGACAUUCAGGGGAUGCAUCUAAAGAUUUAUCCAAAACCACACUGGUAAAGACAGUGGUUGAAGAGAGAGAUCAACGUGGCAAAGUUCUUUCGUCAAGGGUUCACUCUAUUGAAGAAAAGACAUCCAAAAUGACCAAUGGCAAGAUAGAACAAAGGAUUCCUUUUUAG
This is a messenger RNA of Trichechus manatus latirostris (Florida manatee), 1389 nucleotides long. RefSeq names its product keratin, type I cytoskeletal 28. The record is from RefSeq and is a predicted model, not a curated record. Gene Ontology annotation, molecular function: structural molecule activity. NCBI's taxonomy places the organism in Eukaryota, Metazoa, Chordata, Mammalia, Sirenia, Trichechidae. Gene Ontology annotation, cellular component: cytoskeleton. Gene Ontology annotation, biological process: intermediate filament organization; hair follicle morphogenesis; epithelial cell differentiation.